GCCGCGUCUCCGUGCCGUGGCGGAAAGAUGGCGGCGGCCAUAGAGUGACCGGCGGCGGGACCCAGCGGCGGGACCCAGCGGGUGAAGAUGAAGUAGAGCUCUUACCAUGGACCAUGACGCUCCCACCAUCAGGCCCCGCCGCAUCCAGAACCAGAACGUAAUCCACCGCCUGGAGCGCCGGCGGAUCAGCUCGGGCAGGGCCGGCACCCACUGGCACCAGGUGCGUGUCUUCCACCAGAACGUCUUCCCCAACUUCACCGUGGUCAACGUGGAGAAGCCGCCCUGCUUCCUGCGCAAGUUCUCCCCCGACGGGCGCUACUUCAUCGCCUUCUCCUCCGACCAGACCUCCCUGGAGAUCUACGAGUACCAGGGCUGCCAGGCGGCCGAGGACCUGCUGCAGGGCUACGAGGGGGAGAUCCUGGCCAACGGCAACGACCAGAGAUCCGUCAACAUCCGCGGGCGGCUCUUCGAGCGCUUCUUCGUGCUGCUGCACAUCACCAACGUGGCCUCCAACGGGGAGCACCUGAACCGGGAGUGCAGCCUGUUCACCGACGACUGCCGCUAUGUGAUCGUGGGCUCCGCGGCCUACCUGCCCGAGGAGCCUCACCCCCCCUUCUUCGAGGUGUACCGCAACAGCGAGUCCGUCACCCCCAACCCCCGCUCGCCCUUGGAGGAUUACUCCCUGCACAUCAUCGACCUGCACACCGGCCGCCUCUGCGACACGCGCACCUUCAAAUGCGACAAGGUCAUCCUGUCCCACAACCAGGGGCUGUACCUCUACAAGAACAUCCUGGCCAUCCUCUCCGUGCAGCAGCAGACCAUCCACGUCUUCCAGGUGACUCCCGAGGGGACGUUCAUCGACGUGCGCACCAUCGGCCGCUUCUGCUACGAGGACGACCUGCUGACGCUGUCUGCCGUGUAUCCCGAGGUGCAGCGGGACUCGCAGACCGGCAUGGCCAACCCCUACAAAGAGCCCUUCAUCAACUCCCUGAAGCACAGGCUGCUGGUGUACCUGUGGAGGAGAGCCGAGCAGGAUGGCAGCGCUAUAGCCAAGAGAAGGUUCUUCCAGUACUUUGACCAGCUGAGGCAGCUGCGCAUGUGGAAGAUGCAGCUGCUGGACGAGAACCAUCUGUUCAUCAAAUACACGAGUGAGGACGUGGUGACGCUGCGGGUGACCGACCCUUCCCAGCCCUCCUUCUUCGUCGUCUACAACAUGGUGACCACGGAGGUUAUUGCUGUGUUCGAGAACACCUCUGAUGAGCUGCUGGAGCUGUUUGAGAACUUCUGUGACCUCUUCAGGAAUGCCACCCUGCACAGUGAGGCCGUCCAGUUCCCCUGCUCAGCCUCCAGCAACAACUUUGCCAGGCAGAUCCAGCGCCGGUUCAAAGACACUAUUGUGAAUGCCAAGUACGGCGGGCACACGGAGGCGGUGCGGCGGCUGCUGGGCCAGCUCCCCAUCAGCGCCCAGUCCUACAGCGGCAGCCCCUACCUCGACCUCUCCCUCUUCAGCUACGAUGACAAGUGGGUGUCAGUCAUGGAGCGGCCCAAGACGUGUGGCGAUCACCCCAUAAGAUUUUACGCUCGUGAUUCUGGCCUCCUGAAGUUUGAGAUCCAGGCGGGACUGCUGGGGCGGCCCAUCAAUCACACAGUGCGGCGCCUGGUCGCCUUCACCUUCCACCCCUUCGAGCCCUUUGCCAUCUCGGUGCAGCGCACCAAUGCCGAGUACGUGGUCAACUUCCACAUGAGGCACAGCUGCACGUAGCGCCGCACGCGCCCACGGCAGCUCUCCUCGGCUCCGCGCCUCUGCCACACCUCACCAAAGCCAGCUGCUGGCACCUUCUGGGAAACCAAACCGUCCCUGGUGCCACAGAACCUGAGCUGGGAGCUCCUGCUGUGCACAGCCCUUCCGCUCACCCGCGGCCCGCGAGUGGCUCUUCUCAGCGUGAACCGCUGCCGAUGCUCCCUGUUGCUGCCGAUGGACAAAGUGGAGCGGAGGUUCCUGUCCCACUUGUCCAGAGGCGUGGCUGUUCUCUGUCGUGCUGUAGUUCUUCAGGUGGGAAAGACAAAGCUCUGCACCGUUUGUGGAGUGCUCCCUUCUGCAGUAGCGUGUUGGACAAACAGCGUGUCUCAGAGGGAGCGGAGGGCCUUGGGAAUACAGGUAGCUCUGUUUGUGUCUUCAGUGUUACUAGGGAAAUGAAAUCCUGUGUUCAGCCAUGCAGUCUACUCAUGGGAUUUUAAUAUGCAAGAGGUCAGGGAAGAAAAAGGUGUGAGAAGUCACUGCAAUUGAGAUGUGAGGCGUGUUCCUGACUCUUAUGCAAGUCAAUCUUUGUGCCUUAUUAUCAGUAAAAGCUCCUAAGUGGAGGGUGGUGUGUUAAUACCAGAAAGCCAGAGCAGCUGGUUGUGCCUCUAAUGCGUGAGGAGGUGAGUAUGGGAGCAAGAUGAGUGACUGGGAAGACUGUGGAAAGCAACAGCAGCUCCUUGUUCAUGUCAGAAGGACUUUUCUGCAGCAUGGGGGUGAAUCCUCACAGCCAUCUGCAGGUUCUGCUGCUUGAGGGGAAGUGAGACCCAGCUGCUGGCAGCCUCCUGCACAUUGGAAUACGAGUGUGGAGAGUUAAUAGUACUUGGGUUUGCCCAGAAAGGAGGGAGGAGACCUGAAUUCAUGUGCAUUGCUGCAGGUUUGCAGUUAGGAGUCGAACUUGUUGGCUUAGGUUGCUUACCUGUCCCCAUUUGAUACGCUGUUCUCUGUGAGAACCCAAUUUGCUGUUACCGGGCGUCAGAGCACAGCUGGCUGGUGCAUCGAUGCGGCAGUGUUCAUGCUGCUCCUGAGAUAAGCUCCUGGUGUAAUAUUACCUGCCACCGUGGGCUGGUGAGGAUGCUGGCCUGCCCCUUUUUCUCUCUUAAAACCAGAGUUUUUGGUUGCAGGCCAGCCUUUGGGGGUUUCUGCACACAGGCUGGUUCGUGAGUGUGUGCUGCCAGGCAGUGCCACCAUCCCGGCGUCACGGGCUGCUCUGUCCUGUUCCUAGAGGAGGUACACGGGGGGCAUUAGAACAUUGGUGCUUCUACACAGGAGACCUUCUACUGUAAAGGACCCUGUGGGUGUGUUGUUUGGACCAAAAUGAGCUGUGAGUGGUGUUGUUGUGGCCACAUGCCCGUGAAGAGCAGCGCUGAAGCCAGGCGUUCAUUGUGUGCGUGGCAACGCGUGGGGGUGAGCUGUGGGGGCUGUUGGUGCCUGCUUGUACCAUCAAUAGUGGACCUUGUCACAGGUUGCCCUGGCUCCUUGAAUCAGCCUUCACUCUCUGUCUCACAGCACUUCUCUCCUGGCCUUGCUAAACGUUAUUUCUAGGGUAAGACAUUGUAUUUCACCACUCUUUUCCUGGUGUUUGCACUGUUGGUUUCUCAGGUCUGUCGGCAGAGGCUUCAGGUCAGACAACUGCUAACAGAGGAGGUGUCAGGCCAUGUGUGCUUUAGCUCCAGGUUCCUCUCCAUCUAAUAACACUAUUUGUCAAGGUUUUACGUUUUUAUCCUGUGAUCUGUUCCUCAAACAUUCAAUUAAAGCUCCAAGUGGAGAAUCAUUUGCACAUUGUAGAUCGUGGAUUUAGCUCCUUCUGCACCACUCUCACAUUUGUUCACACUCAUAGCAUGAGGCUUUCUUUUUUUCCUCCUUUAUUUUUUUGGCUUUUCCAAAGCUCUCAGCAGCUCCAUCCAAGACUGGGUUUAUACUCCUUGGCAUUGUAGCCUUGGGAGGUCAGUGCUUGCUGAAAUAGCUGUCAAACCUUCAUUUAGACUUUGUUUUCGAUGGCAAAAGUAUUAAUCACUUCAGCAUUUCUGCAGUGGGGGGCUGUCCAAAUUCAGGCUGUCCCACGUGAAGCAGGGACUGUGACACAGAUUGUUGGACUUGGGGCUGAGAGACCAGAGAUCUUUUCUUAGCUCUGCUAUUAAAUUGUUCUGUGACUGGGGGCAAAUCUCUUCCUGUUCCAGCUGGUGUUUUCUUCUCCGUAAAUGAGGCCAAAAACAUAUUUUCAGCAUUUGUAAAACACUUUGAGAUUCAUGGAUUAAAAGUGCUGGUUAAGUGCUAAGUAUUUUCUUAUUAUGUUUGCAGACACACUGAUUGAUCAUUCUGGGUACUAAUUGCCUUGGAGUAGCACAGCAGAUCCUCUGGUCUUGGUUGCUGCAUUUUAUAUCUACAACAGAGUUAAUUUUAUUACAGAAAUGUAUCGAAAGAAAAGUCUCUCAUGCUUGAGAUUUUGAUUCUUUUAUUUAAGGAACAAAAAAGUGUGUGUGUGU
Molecule: messenger RNA, 4284 nt
Organism: Colius striatus (speckled mousebird)
Lineage: Eukaryota; Metazoa; Chordata; Aves; Coliiformes; Coliidae
Gene: DET1
Product: DET1 partner of COP1 E3 ubiquitin ligase
Exons: 5
Coding region: 107-1762 (551 amino acids)
Biological process (GO): positive regulation of proteasomal ubiquitin-dependent protein catabolic process; protein ubiquitination
Cellular component (GO): nucleus; cullin-RING ubiquitin ligase complex
Molecular function (GO): ubiquitin protein ligase binding; ubiquitin-like ligase-substrate adaptor activity
Source: RefSeq, a predicted model, not a curated record